This is a messenger RNA of Aricia agestis (brown argus), 2239 nucleotides long. RefSeq names its product alpha-centractin (gene Arp1). The coding region runs from base 95 to 1225 and encodes 376 amino acids. The transcript is spliced from 9 exons. The record is from RefSeq and is a predicted model, not a curated record. Lineage: Eukaryota; Metazoa; Arthropoda; Insecta; Lepidoptera; Lycaenidae.
GUCAUCUAUUGGAAAUCUGUCCGGAUGUCCAAAUUUACAAAAAUUCCCAAAAAUACUUAAUUGAACCACUAAAAAGGACCAAAAACCUAACAAAAUGGAUAUUAAUGAUGUUAUAGUGAAUCAGCCCGUCGUCAUUGAUAACGGUUCGGGUGUGAUAAAAGCGGGUUUCGCUGGUGAUCAAAUACCAAAAUGCCGUUUUCCGAACUAUAUCGGGCGACCAAAGCAUGUACGGGUGAUGGCAGGUGCUCUGGAAGGAGAGCUGUUUGUGGGACCGCGGGCGGAGGAGCACAGAGGGCUGCUGAGUAUCAAAUAUCCAAUGGAACAUGGUAUUGUCACAGACUGGAAUGACAUGGAGAGGGUUUGGAAUUAUAUCUACAGUAAGGACCAACUAUCCACAUUCUCCGAGGAACAUCCAGUGCUUCUUACUGAGGCCCCGAUGAAUCCCAGACGUAACCGAGAAAAGGCAGCAGAAGUAUUCUUUGAGACUUUCAACGUACCAGCUCUCUUCCUAUCAAUGCAAGCAGUACUUAGUUUAUAUGCAACAGGUCGGACGACAGGUGUGGUGCUAGACUCGGGUGAUGGUGUUACACACUCCGUGCCCAUAUACGAGGGCUUCGCGAUGCCCCACAGCAUCAUGAGGGUGGACGUAGCGGGACGAGACGUCACGCGGUACUUGAGGUUGCUCCUUCGCAAGGAAGGCGUGAAUCUCCGGACGUCUGCUGAGCUGGAGAUCGUGAAGAACAUCAAGGAGAGGGCAUGCUACCUGUCCCCCAAUCCUCUCAAGGAGGAGACGCUGGACUCGGAGAGAGCUCAGUUCACUCUGCCCGAUGGCACGCAGCUGGAGAUUGGUCCAGCAAGAUUCCGAGCACCUGAGGUGCUAUUCAGGCCAGAUCUUAUUGGAGAAGAAUGUGAAGGUCUGCACGAGGUGCUGAUGUUCGCUAUCCAGAAGUCUGACAUGGACCUGCGGAAGGUGCUGUACCAGAACAUCGUGCUGAGCGGCGGCUCCACGCUGUUCCGCGGCUUCGGUGAUCGCCUGCUGGCCGAGAUACGGCGACUCGCGCCCAAGGAUAUGAAGAUACGGAUCUCAGCGCCGCAGGAGCGGCUGUACUCGACGUGGAUCGGCGGCUCCAUCCUCGCCUCCCUCGACACCUUCCGCAAGAUGUGGGUCUCCAAGCGCGAGUACGACGAGGAGGGACACCGCGCGGUGCACCGCAAGACCUUCUAGACCCUAUGUCCUGCGGCAUAGAGGUGAAAUUACUUACAACAUUAUUAUAAACACCUAGAGACCCUAUGUCUUACGGCGUAGAGGUGAAAUUACUUAUUAACAUAAUUGAACACUUAACAUGGUCGCUUAAUAGAAAGGGCUUAUUUCUAUGGUAGAGAUAAAACGACAGAUUGACAGGAAAUCUGUCAGUUUGUCUCUAAUAUCUGUCAGUGUUUCUAUUCUUUCGCAUUUCUACUGUGGCCAUGCUAAGCUUGCUGUCUUGCGGCGUAGGGGUGAAAUUUCUUUGGCAUUCAAAGCUUAAUUUAUUUGAGGUUAUUUUAGGAUUACAAAUUUAAAAAAGUUUUGAGAUUAGGCGAGGUUACAACAAAAUGAACACCACUAAGAUGUAAAUAUUUAUAUUAUGUUGAUGAAUUUAAAAAAUGGUGAGAGAUCAAGAAACGCAUUGAGGUAUUAUGCUCUCAACAUCUAGACUGCUUAACUUAUUGACAUUGUAUUUAUUUUUAUAUAAUUAAAAAACAAUAGCUGUUAAUUCAGUUUCAUUAUUUCAUAAUAUUUUUAGGUAACCUGGCAUCUAAGCGGGCCCCCCGACGAACAGUUUUAUUGCACAAUAUCACGUAUUGCGUAAUAUUGAUCGUCUAGGGUUGAUAUUGAACAUCACGCGCCUUCAAUUUAAUUGUCAAAUAAACUGUUCAAUAAAAUUUUAGCGUGAUAUUGACAAUACAAUUGAUGAGUUAGGGGCCGGCUAAGAGCCCACUUAUUAUCAAGGUUGUUUAUUAUGAGAAGUAGACACUUCAAGUAUAAGUUACCUACAAUAAUAAUCUCUAAUAAUAACUACUACAUAAGCCCCCUUAAUAAUAAAGAUACUUACUGAUAACUAUUCAAGAUGCGUCUUUGUUUGUUAUAUUAUGACAUUUCCAAUUUAUGUCAGAGACAGACAGUGUUGAAUAGUUAUUUGCUGUGUAAUUUUUUUAUUAAUAAUAAGGGACUAGUUCAGCAAUCCCCAACCCGCGGCCC